AACCACAAUCUAUCACCAAUCCAUCACAAAGAGGGUGACAAAAAAGUGUCCAAUUGAAGAAUCAUCACCAAAGCUAAGCUCUUUCCACCCCUCACCAACUUUUUUUUUUUUUUUUUUUCCUCUCACCCUUGUGGAGCUCCUCUUCAACAUCUUUUGAUGGGUGAUCCACACUUGUUUAGUCUUUUUAUCACUAUAACAACCCCAUCCCCAUGCUUCAUAGUGCUUUGUGGCUUCAAUAGCAAAGAGAAGUGUCCCCAAAGUGGAGAAGUGACUUAUUAUGGAGCUAGGGAAGAAGAGCUACUUUGCACCAUUUUAUCUCAUUCUCCACAUCUCAAUUGUGGUUUCCUUAUUCACUCAAUGUGCAAGGAGUCUGAGACAACCCGAGAAGCACUUCUCAUUGAUCAGAUCACCGAAAAAGCCGACAUCGAUGAGGAAACUCGAAGAAUCAUACUCACCUUCUGACCCAUACUAUUACUUUGGCUCACCUUUUGUACUACCCCCAUAUGGUGGUGAUAUGGGCCCUUCCUCCUCCCCUACAAUCAAUCCCCCAUUUUGCGUUUACCCCCCGGUAUUCUCACCACCCCCGCCCUCCACCGCAACACCAACUCCGAGUAUCCCAGCUCAAUUCUCUCCGCCCCCACCAAUUAGCUAUUCUCCGUACCCGGUGAUCACACCAAACCCACCGGGGGUGAUCCCAACCCCUCCAACGGUCACUCCGAGCCCGCCAGAGUACGUUCCAAACCCGCCGGGUGUAACCCCAACCCCUCCAACAGUCACUCCGAGCCCGCCAGAAUUCGUUCCAAACCCACCGGGGGUGACUCCAACCCCUCCGACAGUCACUCCGAGCCCGCCAGGGUUCAUUCCAAGCCCACCGGAAUUUGUUCCAAGCCCACCCGAGUUCGUACCAAGCCCACCAAGUUACGCUCCGGGCCCACCGGGUUUUAUACCGAGUCCGCCUGAAUUCGUGCCCGGUCCACCUAUGUUUCUACCACCAAUAGUGUACCCGCCACCACUAGGGCCGCCGCCGCCACCGUCGGAGACAAUGCCCGGGUUGUGGUGCGUGGCGAAGCCAACGGUGCCCGACCCGAUCAUUCAGGAGGCAAUGGACUAUGCUUGCGGGUCGGGGGCAGACUGCGACGUAAUACAGCCCAACGGGUCGUGCUACCAGCCCGACACGCUGAUUUCGCAUGCGUCGUUCGCAUUUAACAGCUACUGGCAACGCACAAAGGUGGCCGGCGGCACGUGCGACUUCGGCGGCACGGCAAUACUUGUCACCAGAGAUCCAAGCUAUGAUGGUUGCCAUUUCAAUCUUUUAUGAUGAUUACGAAGAGGAUUAACACGAGCAAAAGUGACUACAGCCGCGAAAAAAACACUUAUCAAGCUAUACAAUUUUUCAAAAAUUUUCACUUG
Ananas comosus (pineapple) is the source of this 1410-nucleotide messenger RNA. RefSeq names its product extensin-like. The transcript is spliced from 3 exons. Lineage: Eukaryota; Viridiplantae; Streptophyta; Magnoliopsida; Poales; Bromeliaceae. The record is from RefSeq and is a predicted model, not a curated record. The coding region runs from base 278 to 1318 and encodes 346 amino acids.